Molecule: messenger RNA, 2115 nt
Organism: Letharia columbiana
Lineage: Eukaryota; Fungi; Ascomycota; Lecanoromycetes; Lecanorales; Parmeliaceae
Exons: 2
Coding region: 1-2115 (704 amino acids)
Biological process (GO): polyphosphate catabolic process
Cellular component (GO): membrane; fungal-type vacuole
Molecular function (GO): exopolyphosphatase activity; endopolyphosphatase activity
Source: RefSeq, a predicted model, not a curated record
AUGUUUCUUCACUGGCUGGCAUUUGCACUCUUUCUGAGAUAUGGCAUCGCACUUCCGACGGAACAACAACCUUUGAUAGCGGAGUCUCUGGAUGAAAUACCAAGGGCGCCCUCGCAAGACUUGGUCAAGGAGAAGGCCCUGCACGGAAGAUUUCUACACAUCACAGACUUCCACCCGGAUCCAUUCUACGAAAUCCACUCCUCCACCGAGGCAGACGCAGCCUGCCAUCGAGGCAAUGGACCUGCUGGAGUCUUCGGCGCCGAGACUACAGACUGCGACUCCCCCACAACCCUAGUCAACGCUACUUUCAAAUGGAUAAACGACCACCUGAAAGACACGAUCGACUUCGUCAUUUGGACGGGAGACUCUUCACGCCAUGAUUCGGACGAGGAAAUACCGAGAACAGAGCAGGAGAUUAUAUUAACGAACAAGCUGCUGGUAAACAAGUUCGAAGAAGUCUUUGGCAAAGAGGAUGAUACGGACCCUAAGAACGACCUCACUAUACCGAUCGUUCCGAACUUUGGGAACAACGACAUUAUGCCCCACAACAUCAUGCAACCUGGGUCCAACAAGUGGACGCAGAAGUAUCUGAGUGUGUGGAGGAAGUUCAUACCAGAAGAGCAAAGACAUGGCUUCUCAACUGGAGGAUGGUUUUCCGUCGAAGUCAUACCCAACCAUCUUGCGGUCUUCAGCCUCAACACCAUGUACUUAUUUGAACACAACACUGCAGUGGACGGAUGCGCCGAUAGAUCUGAGCCAGGUUACCAGCAGAUGGAGUGGCUCAGGAUCCAGCUACAAUUCGUGCGCAACAGAGGCAUGAAGGCUCUGCUGAUGGGACACGUACCGCCAGCAAGGACAGAAGCAAAGCUGCUGUGGGACGAGACGUGCUGGCAGAAAUACACCCUUUGGCUACAGCAAUACCGAGAUGUGAUCGUCGGGUCACUAUAUGGGCACAUGAACAUCGAUCACUUCUUGCUUCAGGACCACAAGGACAUCAGCAACAAAGCGUUGAGAGGCAAGAGGCAUUCUAUUUCACGAACGGCUCUUGAUGACGAACUGACUGUUCAAUCAAAUGCCGAUUACUUGACGGAGCUGCGCGCGGGGUGGUCCCAGAUACCAGACGCCCCAAAGACGAAAUCAAGAUCAAGAUCAAAAUCAAAAUCAAAAUCAAAAUCAAGCUCUGGCUCUGGCUACUUCUACGACCUAUUCGAAAGCAUCAACAAAAGGAAGAAGCACAAGAUGACGAAGGAAGAGAAAUAUCUGGAGAAGAUUGGCGGACAGUGGGCUGAACGCUACAGCGUCAGUUUAGUCUCGCCGAGUAUUGUCCCAAAUUACUUUCCUACGUUGAGGGUUAUUGAAUAUAAUAUUUCGGGCCUCGAGAACCUUCCAGUCGCGCGCGCAAACUGCCAUGAGAAGAUGACACUGCAGGAAGCUGAGGAAGCUCACUGCUUCAUAGAAGAUGAAGCCGAGGAGGACUCAAUUGAGAUCGAGAAAAAGAAAAGCGAUAAGGAAAGAGGCAAGAAAAAGAAGACGAGGAAGCCUAAACUCACCAUCCCCAAACCACCCUCCAAGUCGGCGCCUCCUGGACCUGCAUACUCCCCUCAAACCCUAUCGUUGCUUGGUUACAAGCAGUACUUUGCGAACCUCACCCGCAUCAACGACGACUUUGGGCAAGACCAGGUUGUCGGCGAAGAAGGAUGGCAUAAUGGCAAACACCGCGGGAAAAUACCGCAUAAGGACAAGUUGAGACAUCACAACAAGUUCAAGUACGAGAUCGAAUAUGAUACCCGGAAUGACUCAGUCUUCGGAUUGAAGGAUCUGACCGUGAGGAGUUACGUUAAUCUGGCGGGACGGAUCGGGCAGUACAAGCCCCCAAAGAGCGAUCGUAUUGAAGAUGUCGACGGUGAAGACUCAGCUGCCACGGAUGCCGACGUGGACAUGGUAGCUUGCGGAGACCAUGAGCUCGCUGCAUCGAAGAAAAAGCAUAAGAAGCACGGCAAGAAACACAAGCACCGGAAGGCCAUCAACAAGGUUUGGUUCACCUUUGUCAACCGCGCUUUUAUUGGCACACGGGAUGAUGACGAGCUCCAUGAUGAAUUUGGACAGGAGGUAUAG